GAAUCCAAAAUGGCGGCUCUCCUGGACUUGAAGUUUUUUCGGUGUCCAAUUCAAAAACAACGACGAGUUGAAUUCCGAUACGAUUUAUAAAUGGAUAGAAGGGUGGAAUAUUUUUUCCUUUUAAAUUGACGUCUAAUGAUGGCAAUAGCUAGCAACUGGACGUGGGAAAAGAAGUAUUUGACUUCCCCGGUCACGAGUUUAGAGUUUGUUGGUUCUGACUUGGUUCUUUCAGGAAAUGGACCAUUGCUUGGUGUGUAUUCUGCAGCAAAGGGAGUUUUAUUAAUUGAAAAAUGUCUAUUGCAAGGCUCAAGGAUACAUGGAAUAAGAGGUGAAAAGACCUUUGGUAACUUGGUGCUUAUAUUUGGACAAAAGGUCAUAAGGGUUAUCAAAUUACAAGAGAAUCCCUCCAAUUCAAGUGUAAGAGUUGAGGCUGAAUCAGAUAUUGUAGCUUUUCCUGAUCUGAUCUGGGAUGCUCACUGGCUGUACCAGGAUAAGGUACCAAAACUAGUGGCUAUUGCAACUGCACACAAUGCUGUAUGGUGCUGGGAUUGGAAAAAUGAUGUUAAACAAUUAGUUGCCCAAUGUGAAGAGCCAUGUAUACUAUAUUCUGCAUGUUUCUUUGGAUCUGAUUUAGAAAAUUUGAUCAUUGCAUCUGGCACAGUUUUUAAUCAAGUCCUUCUUUGGAGAGUGCAAGGAAAGAAAGACGGAAAUAACCGAACACUGAUUCUGCAGAGGCUUACAGGUCACUCUGGAGUUAUUUUUGCCAUAAACUUUAACAAACAAGGAACACUUUUGAGUUCUGUUUCGGAUGACAGGAGCAUACGACUAUGGAAAAUAACAAACUUAUCAACACUUGAAUCAAAUGGCUCUGUGGAACCUUUGCUUGUUGUUUAUGGGCAUUCUGCACGAGUCUGGAAUGCAAAAUUGUUGGAGAUGUGUUUUGUUAGUAUUGGAGAGGACUUGGUAUGCAAUGUGUGGAGCUAUGAUGGAAGCAUUGUGAAGUCCUAUAAAGGUCAUACAGGUCGCAACAUCUGGAGUCUUGCUGUCAACCAAAAUGAAAAUCUCAUAGCCACAGGUGGUGGAGAUGGAAGUAUCAGGCUGUGGCCAUUAUCAAGUCCUGAUCAUAACAGCAAUGCCAUUUUGAGAGAAGCUCGUCUACCCUCCAUAGAAACUACAGCUAACAAUCAAAUGAACACAAGGAAAACCAAAAAGGAGGAUUAUCCAAGAUUUGUGAGCUUGUUGGACCAGUUUAACUUGUUGAUCAUGACAAAUGAAGGGUGUCUGUAUAAGUACAGCUGGAUGAAAAACAAGAGUUCUCCUGGAGACCACAAUGUCUUGUCACUAAGUUCAAACACUGAUGACACAAAUCAUAAGGAUCAAUGGAGGCUGCUUCUCAAAGAUGCAGAGUAUUCCUCAUACAGUGUUGUGGCUUUGUCUCCCUGUCACAAGAUGGUUGCUUUUGGAAAUUUGAGAGGGAAAAUCAAACUGCAAGAUGCAAAUUUCAAUCACCCCAGUGUUGAACUACAGGCCUACUCAGGUAAAGUUCACAAUCUGCUUUGGAGCCAGCAGCAUUCUCCUCAGCAUCUCUUUUCUUGUGGGCCAGAUGGACAAAUCACAUGGUGGAAUAUCAUUUGCACAAAAGGAGAAACCACUACAAUUAAUGUGACUCCUUUGUGCAUCUUCACUCUUCCACCAUCCAAGCAACGUUGGGCAUCAGCUAUUGAAAUUUUCCAAUUAUCUGAUAAAGAAACAGUGACCAACAAAUCUGCUCUGAUAGUCUGUGGGGAUAGAAAAGGGUCAUUGCAUCUGUUUGAUGCUAGCAUUGGUGAUUUGUCAGCUGAAAAGUGUAUUGGCCCAGUACAUUCCCUUCCUCUGCUUCAUGGUAAAGCUGGAGUAAGUCACUUGUGCCUUUAUAAUAACACAAUGUACUCAGCUGGAAGAGACGGAGUGUACAGGCAGCUUAGGAUACAAAACAAUACUCUGGAGGUUAUAGAUACCAAAAAGGUCUACAAAGGCCUCGACUGGGUGGAGCGACUGCUAUUCAUGGACAAUGGAGAUCUUCUCAUUGCAGGCUUCCAUGCUGCAUAUUUUGUAUUAUGGAGUGUACAGCACAAUGAGCUCUUGUGGAGAGUGAUGUGUGGUGGAGCACACAGAGUCUGGGACCUAGUCCUUCAACAGUCGGAUUCAUCUGUUUGUGGAGGAGUGCUGGCGUUUAUCAAAGACUCCACUAUUUACACGCACAAGAUGACCUUCCCGUGUGAGCUGAAAAAGGCGAUGUUGAAGUCAGGUUUUCAUGGACGAGAAGUAACAUGUAUUUGCCAUGUAGAUUCAAUUGUGGGGCAACAAGGUGAUAUCAGCGACGUAUUUGUAACAGGGAGCGAAGAUACCAACAUCCAGCUGAUGAUUUCUGACCGUUCCACUGGUAUGACCUCGUCAAUUUUCACUGCCCAUGGCCAUAUAUCUAGUGUCCGUGCCUUGUGCGCCACCAAAUCCCCAAGGCCAAACAUACAGCCAAAGGAACAGAUAAACGGUCACCCCACAAAUGAUAAGACUUGUUAUCUUCUCUUUUCUGGCGGGGGACGUGCCUCACUCAAAUGCUGGCGUGUGGAUCUGUCACGCAUCAAUGACAAUCGCCAGGGGGAUAAGAUGACGUCUUCACCUAUGGUUUUUCUCGGAGAAUGUUCGUUUCGCUUAAGUAAUCACCGGCGGAGACGAAGGAAACACGAUUCUCAGUCCUUUUCAGAGAUUAGGUUUAUGUCUUUGACGUCAUUGAGUGCUGCUAAUUUGAAGGACAGCUGUCAGUCGUUGUCUUUUGUCUUGGCAGCGUGCUCAGAUGGGUUUGUCAGAAUUUUUAGCUUUGAUGAGCGACGAAACAGGUUUUCACUUCUGGCUCAGUCCCUUUACCUGAAACGCUGUGUGCUGACAAUCAGUCACGUGGUUGAUUUUUGUACGAGCGGUAGUCCUCUGGUUAUGAUGUUUGCGGGAGACACAGCUGGAAAAAUUUCUUGUUGGGACAUCACCUCAUUGUUAUGUAACCACAUUAGGGAACAUUGUGACUUGACGAAUGUGGAGGACUCUAUAAUGACAAAUACAAUGAAUUCAGAAAAGGUAACGCUCCCUGCAGGGGACUCAUUAGUGGAAAACAAACGAGAAACUGUCGAUAAUAAUGAAGGUGAAAAGCAGGUUUUAGACGGGCAUGUCUCUGUAGAAAAGAAUGAUACAUCCCAACCUAGAAUGGCUGCUUUGAGCUCAGAAAGUUGUGUGACGACGGACAUUAACGUUUCAUCACGCGGCUGUUGGAAAGAAGGAGGGCUGGAGGAUUGCGUGACUGAUUGUAACGUAUCUGAAAGCGUGACAGUUGCUGACAAACAGCAGACUGAAGAAACAAACGUAAUCGUUGACACUGGUCCUUCAGCACAGAACCAAGAUUCAGUCAACUUUGGACAAGAGGUUUUGAAUGAAGCUAUCUCAAAUGAUCUCAUUUCUAUCGGAAGUGAGAUACCUGGUCAAAUUAGUGUAACUGAUCAAAAUGGUGAAGAGUUGAAUGCCAUACUGGUGGGCCAAAGUGACUUCUCGUGUCUUCCUCUCGUGCCAGUCUUCCUCGGUCUUCCUACCCACGUGUUUCACGCGCACCAAUCCGGUGUAAAUGCAAUCUCGCUCGUGAAAAAUGAUGUUUCAGGACAGUACUUACUGGUCAGUGGUGGGGAUGAUGCUGCACUCUACGCUGCAGAGUUCAACUUGAAGCAAAACAAGAAUGACGUCACCAAGGUUCACGUGACCCGUGAAGUGUCUGAACCGUCCGCUCAUACGUCAUCAGUGACAGGUGUUAAGGCUUUGAAGGAUGGAUUUGCGAUCUCGUCAUCUGUAGAUCAGAGAAUCGUUCUGUGGGAGAUCGUAGAUACAGGGCAGGGUUCUUCAGUUUUCCGUCAGCGCGCCUCCGAAAUCAUGGACGUUGCCGAUGUCCAGGACUUGGAAGUCUGGGGCGAAAGGGAUGGCCUCCUAGUCGCUGCAGUUUGCGGAGUUGGCUUGCAGACGUUUGAUCUUGUCGGACGCGGCUAAGGCUUGCCAUUUCUUCACCUAUUUCGAAUUAUUUUAGUAGCCCGAACUUAAAUUUUUACUUAAAUUGGCAAACUAGACCUAAUAAAAUUCAACUGAA
Messenger RNA from Pocillopora verrucosa, 4156 nucleotides. RefSeq names its product tRNA (34-2'-O)-methyltransferase regulator WDR6. Gene Ontology annotation, molecular function: protein binding. Gene Ontology annotation, cellular component: cytoplasm. The record is from RefSeq and is a predicted model, not a curated record. Gene Ontology annotation, biological process: tRNA methylation. NCBI's taxonomy places the organism in Eukaryota, Metazoa, Cnidaria, Anthozoa, Scleractinia, Pocilloporidae.